AUGAAAGUAAUCAUUGCACUUUGUGUUCUCUUCAUUGGGGCUUAUUGUGUACCAGUAACUGAUGAACAACCCGAAAAUGACUGGGCUUCAUUCAAACGUGUUUAUAAAAAACAAUACAAAUCUACCAAAGAAGAUGCUGAUCGUGAAAACAUUUGGAAAGUUAACCGCGCUAUAAUCGAAGAACAUAAUCGUAAAGCUAGCUUAGGGCAGUACACUUUUACUUUAGGAAUGAACAAAUUCGGUGAUCUGACUCUUGAAGAAUUUACAAAAAAAAUGAAUGGAUUCAAAAUGUCAACUAAAACUGACACAUCACAAUCCGUUCAUCAGACAUUCGUAGCUCCAACAAGUUUGACCCUUACAAAUACUGUUGAUUGGAGCCCACAAGGUUGUGUAGCACCAGUUAAAGAUCAAGGACAAUGUGGAUCAUGCUGGGCUUUCUCAGCUAUUGGUUCACUUGAAAGUCAAAAAUGUAUAAAAACUGGCAAUCUUGUUAGACUUUCUGAACAAAACUUGGUUGAUUGUUCAGACGCAUAUGGUAACCAGGGUUGUAAUGGUGGUUGGAUGAAUAGUGCUUUUCAAUACAUCAUAGAUAACAAUGGUGUUGACACUGAAGCUAGUUAUCCAUAUACAGCAACGGAUAAUGGUCCAUGCUCGUUCCAAGCAUCAAAUGUUGGUGCCACUGUGACUGGUUUUGUUAAUAUCAAACCGGGGAGCGAAGCUGAUCUUCAAGCUGCUAUUGCCACGAUUGGUCCAAUUUCAGUUGCUAUUAAUGCUGGACUUUCUUCAUUUCAUUUCUAUAAAUCAGGUGUUUACAAUGAUCCAAGGUGCAAAUCAACACCGUUAAAUCAUGCUGUUUUAGCUUUUGGUUUUAACAAGACAGCUUCACAACCAUAUUACAUUGUCAAAAAUUCGUGGGGAACAUCAUGGGGUAAAAACGGCCACAUCUGGAUGACACUUGGCACGAAAAAUCAAUGUGGUAUUGCAUCAGCAGCAAGUUACCCUCUUGUUUAA
Messenger RNA from Rotaria sordida, 1011 nucleotides. The record is from the annotation of a GenBank genome assembly. NCBI's taxonomy places the organism in Eukaryota, Metazoa, Rotifera, Eurotatoria, Philodinida, Philodinidae.